This is a messenger RNA of Australozyma saopauloensis, 3423 nucleotides long. RefSeq names its product oxysterol-binding protein related protein. Gene Ontology annotation, molecular function: protein binding; sterol binding. NCBI's taxonomy places the organism in Eukaryota, Fungi, Ascomycota, Pichiomycetes, Serinales, Metschnikowiaceae. The record is from RefSeq and is a predicted model, not a curated record. The transcript has a single exon. Gene Ontology annotation, biological process: piecemeal microautophagy of the nucleus; exocytosis; endocytosis. Gene Ontology annotation, cellular component: membrane; nuclear envelope; cytosol. Bases 1 to 3423 code for a protein of 1140 amino acids.
AUGUCUUCCCAGCUCAGUGCCUCCUUAUUCAGGCUCAAGCUUCUCGACGCAUUGAGAGCCGACGAUGAAAGUAAAGUAAAGACCUUGUUCAGCGAUCUUUCCGAAGUGGAAGCGACCGUCGACACCACCGAGCUCAUCAAGUUGAAGGAAACCAUCCUCCAUUAUGCCGUGCAAGUGGCUCCAUUGUCGCUUAUCCAGGCGCUUGUAGCCAAUCCAGUCUAUGGUGUAGACAUCAAUGCUCAGGAUGCAGAUGGAAACACCCCAUUGCACUUGGCGGUUGCCGCCAAUCGCUUCAAUGUGGUGAAAUACUUGAUGAGCUUGCCCCUGAUCAAUGACACGGUGGUCAAUGCCGAGGGCAAGCAGCCUGUGGAACUUACUAAGGACUCGAACGUUGCCCAGUUGAUGCAAUUUGAGAGAGCGAAGUUUGUAGAGAAGGCUGCUACCGAGUUGCGGCAAUAUUUCAGCAAGCGCGAUUUUGAUAACUUAGAAAAUCUCUUGGUCAACAAUCCAAGAGCGGCAGAGCUUUUGGACAUUAAUGGUGCUGAUCCAGAAACUGGCAACACAGUCCUCCACGAGUUCAUCCGCAAGGAGGAUUUGCAGAUGUGCGAGUGGAUUCUCAAACACGGAGGUGAUCCUUUUAAAAGAGAUAAGAAGGGGAAGCUUCCCUUAGAUUUGGUUGCUCAUAGAAGCGACCCCAUUAGAAAGCUCUUGAAGUCUGUCAGUAAGGACCAAAAUAUGCUAGAUCCUGCUGGAAACAGCAACAGUGGCUUGGGAAGCGCUCCGACCUACAAAGGCUACUUGAAGAAGUGGACGAAUUUCGCUUCGGGUUACAAAUUGCGCUAUUUCAUCUUAGAUCAGUUCGGAAUCCUCUCGUACUACACUAAUCAAGGAGACACGAUAAACGCAUGCAGAGGCUCAUUGAAUCUCGGGUACGCUUUCCUACACUUGGAUUCAUCAGAGAAGUUGAAGUUUGAAAUUAUAGGUAAGAAUGGUAUCAAAUGGCACCUCAAGGCUAAUCAUCCUAUGGAGACAAACAGAUGGGUCUGGACCCUCCAGAAUGCCAUCACUGCUGCUAAAGACAGAAUCAAGCGUUCGAACAGUCAGAGUAAUGUAUCAAGAAAAUCGCUGGAUGUCAGCAAAGCUUCAAGAAGAGACGACACUAGCGCCCUUGAGGAGGAAAAGGGCGAAAAAGAGAAGAGGAGUCGUCUCCUCAGUGUUCCAGGAAGAAGACGGCUGCACAGAAAAAGCGCAAGUCAAGUGUCUGUAUCGUCUUUUACAAACUCUGACGCUGAGGACAACCACUCAAUUGCUUCAAUUGACACAAGUCCCAUACACAACAAGGUCAAGAACCUUUCAAAGAUCAAUGAAACUGGUGCAAACGCUGCUAAUUCGAGGGUUAGUUUCGACCUGAUCCCAGGUGGAGAGGACUUUGACUUUGAUCUCGAUGAGAGCAUUAUGUCUGAUUCAGACUCUGUUGGCGAGACGAAGGACGAUGACAUUACACAGGAGAACAUCCAAGCAAUUUGCAGGUCUGUUUUGUUCGAAAUUGAGAGUCUUAGAGAUCUCUUUAAGGUUUUGGGCUCAUCUAAGCUUGAUGAAAACGAAGUCCAGGAGACUGAGAGAAUCGGCAGUGAGACCUUCAACAACGUCAAAGCAAUGAUUGAGAAAUACCUGAGAUUAGCGCAAGCUCGCGACGCUCGCCUCUUGAAACAAAUUGAGAGACAAAAGGAAGUCAACAAAUUGUGGGAGAAUUCAAUCCGUCAAUUGGAGGAUGAAAUGCAAAAGCAACAACACACUUUGGCUCAAUACGAUGAUAACAAGGUGAAGUUGCGCAAACUUUUAGAGUCUAGAGGUUUCUCAUCAUCCCUGGGUGUCAAAGAGAAUUACAAUAUUAACUCCGCCGAGGUGCCAAAUACACCUGAGGAAGAGUCGAAACCUGUUGAUAAUUCAUCCAUUCUCGAGGAAAUUUUCCAUGAUUCUGAUGAGGAGUUUUUUGACGCUGACGACUUCGAUGAUGCCACCGAUGUUCCACAACAAGCUCCUGUAGUUGCAGCUAUUUCAAAUGACAAAGAGCAGCCCGAAAUUGCCGAGCCAAAGAUUGAAGAAACGAUGACAGAGAGCCAAGUCCUCAUGCAAAAGACUUUAGUUGACCAGGAAUCAUUUUUGGGAUAUGAGAACCCCCCAAGAUCCAGACUUGCCAUGGAUUCAGAUGAUAGACCAAAGGUGGGAUUGUGGGGUAUUUUAAAGUCUAUGAUCGGUAAAGAUAUGACCAAAAUGACUUUACCUGUUUCUUUCAACGAAUGUACGUCUUUGCUUCAGCGUUUGGCUGAGGAUAUCGAGUAUAACGACUUGCUUUCUCGUGCAGCUGCAAUUGAUGACUCGACUUUGAGAAUGGUGUAUGUUACAGCAUUUGCUGCAUCAGAAUAUGCCUCUACUAUUGACAGAAUUGCCAAGCCCUUCAAUCCCCUCCUCGGAGAAACAUUUGAGUACUGCCGUAAAGACCAAGAUUUUAGAUUGGUUUCAGAACAAGUGAGUCACCAUCCUCCGAUUAGUGCAUGUUGCGCACAGUCUGUGAAGUGGGAUUACUACGGAGAAAAUGCAGUUGACUCUCAGUUCCGUGGAAGAUCUUUUGACUUUAAGCAUUUAGGUAAAAUGUUCUGCGCCAUUAGGCCGGAUAAGGGUGCGCUUAGCAAGGACGGUUCUCGCGUAGAAGAAGAGCUCUACAGUUGGAAGAAGGUCAAUACAUCCGUUGUCGGUAUUAUGCUUGGUAAUCCUACCGUGGACAACUAUGGUACAAUGGAGGUUACCAACCAUACUACAGGCGAUAUCGUUAGAGUUGACAUGAAACAACGUGGAUGGAAGGCUUCUUCUGCAUAUCAAUUAUCUGGUGUUGUGUCAGAUGCGAAGGGAAACAAUAGAUGGGCUAUUGGAGGCCACUGGAAUUCGAAGAUUUUCGCCAAGAAGAUCAGUGGAAGCGGAGAGUUGGACAAAAAGAGACGCGAGUCUUUGAUAGACACGGUUGAAGACAGCUCCUCUGAUCCAUACAGUGGAUCUAAAUUCCUUGUAUGGCAAGCAGCACCACGCCCUAAAGUUCCAUUUAACUUGACUCAAUUCGCCAUCACAUUGAACGAGAUUAAUGAUAACCUCAAGCCUUGGUUGCCACCUACAGACACACGUCUCAGACCUGAUCAAAGGGCCAUGGAGGACGGAAGAUACGACGAGGCCUCAGAAGAGAAGCACAGAGUUGAAGAGAAGCAAAGAGCAGCUAGAAAGAAACGUGAGAUCAACCGUGAAGCGUACAAACCAAACUGGUUCAUCAAACUGAAGCAUCCAGUGACGAACGACUCGUACUGGAAGUUCAAGGGCGACUACUGGGAGAAGAGAAAGAACAAGCAAUUAGCUGGUUGCGGCGAUAUAUUUUAG